Messenger RNA from Naegleria lovaniensis, 561 nucleotides. RefSeq lists its product as uncharacterized. Gene Ontology annotation, molecular function: rRNA binding; structural constituent of ribosome. Gene Ontology annotation, biological process: translation; positive regulation of translational fidelity. The coding region runs from base 1 to 561 and encodes 186 amino acids. The transcript has a single exon. Gene Ontology annotation, cellular component: cytosolic small ribosomal subunit. The record is from RefSeq and is a predicted model, not a curated record. NCBI's taxonomy places the organism in Eukaryota, Heterolobosea, Eutetramitea, Acrasida, Naegleriidae.
AUGGUCCAAAACAGAUGUUAUAGAGUCCACAGCAAGGUCUCCUUGCCACCAAGACGUCCAUUCGAAAAGGAACGUAUGGAUAGAGAAUUGAAGAUGUGCGGUAAAUAUGGUUUGAAGAACAAGCAAGAAAUCUGGAGACUCCAAUACUAUCUUGCUCGUGCUCGUAAGACCGCCAGACACUUGCUCACUUUGCCAGAAGACGAUAUGAAGAGACAAUUUGAAGGUUCUGCUUUGUUGAGAAGAAUGACCAGAUUGGGUCUUUUGGAUGAAAGCAAGCAACAACUCGAUUACAUCUUGUCCUUGAAGACUGAAGACUUGUUGGAAAGAAGAUUGCAAACCAUCGUUCAAAAGCUCGGUUUGUCCAAGUCCAUCCACCAUGCUCGUCAACUCAUUUUCCAAAGACACAUCCGUGUUGGUAAGCAAACUGUUAACGUUCCUUCAUUCAUUGUUAGAGUUGACUCCGAGAAGCACAUCAAUAUGUCACCUUUCUCUGCUUUGGUCCAAGGAGGCAAGCCAGGUAGAAUUACCAGAAAGAAGCUCAAGAGUCAAAAGAGCGAAUAA